This is a messenger RNA of Euleptes europaea (tarantolino), 1551 nucleotides long. It is a transcript of the gene RCC1L, whose product is annotated as RCC1 like. The transcript has 11 exons. NCBI's taxonomy places the organism in Eukaryota, Metazoa, Chordata, Lepidosauria, Squamata, Sphaerodactylidae. The record is from RefSeq and is a predicted model, not a curated record. The coding region runs from base 1 to 1464 and encodes 487 amino acids.
AUGUCCUCUGUGUGUCACAGGGGGCUCUUUCGAGGCUUCCCAAGAAGGUUGCAGGGUCCUCUCUUGGGGGUUUCUCUAACCCCACGGAGAGGGUUCCUUGGCGGCCCCAAUGGGGCUUUCCUAAGCCUCCCUAAGGGGAUCCCACCCGAAGGGCUGUCCCGAAGCUUGGCCAAACCAGCUAGGCCAAAAAGCAUCCGGGACCUCAAAGAAGCUGACAACGCUGCCCCCAUUUUCCAGUAUGUGGGGGGACAAGCCAAGAGGAAAAGUCGGGUGUUCGUGUGGGGUUUCAGCUAUUCGGGAGCGUUGGGCAUCCCUAGUUUUGUCAUGCCCGACGCAAGGUGGAAGACGCGGAGGAGAAUCCAGCUCACUCCGUAUCGUCUGGAUCUGGAGGAGAAGAUCUUCUCUGCUGCCUGUGGCUAUGGAUUCACGCUGCUUUCCUCCAGGACUGCUGACAUCACCAAAGUCUGGGGGAUGGGACUUAACAAGGACUCUCAGAUUGGAUUUCAUCAGAGCAGGAAGGAUCGGUCACGUGGUUAUGAAUAUGUCCUGGAGCCGAGUCCGAUUCCUUUGCCUCUGGACAAGCCCCAGGAGACCAGAGUUUUGCAGGUGGCAUGUGGUAGAGCACACUCCUUGAUUUUGACCAAUACCGAAGGAGUCUUCAGCAUGGGCAACAACGUCUACGGGCAGUGUGGCCGAAAGGUGGUCGAUGGGGAAAUUUACAGUGAAAGUCAGCUGAUUCACAGACUGCGGGGAUUUGAUGACCGAGUUGUUCAGGUCGCCUGCGGGCAGGACCACAGUCUCUUUCGGACUGAGAAAGGAGACGUCUACUCCUGUGGCUGGGCGGCAGAUGGCCAAACAGGUCUCGGCCAUUACAACAGCGUCAGCACCCCGACAAAACUGCGUGGCGAUAUUGCUGGGGUCCCCAUUGUCCAGGUUGCUACUUACGGAGACAGCUGCCUGGCCUUGUCAGCAGAUGGAGACCUUUUCGGCUGGGGGAACGCAGAAUACCUGCAGCUGGCUUCCGUUACGGACCUGACACAGGUGAAUGUGCCGAGACACCUGCCCUUCAAAGUUGGGAAGGUGAAGGAAGCUGCUUGCGGGGGAACGGUCAACGCUCUCUUAAAUGAGGAAGGCCACGUCUUCGUAUGGGGCUAUGGAAUCCUUGGGAAAGGCCCGAAACUGAUGGAGGCAGCGAUCCCUGAAAUGAUCCCGCCCUCCCUCUUCGGCUUCUCAGACCUCAGCCCAGACAUUUGCGUGGCUCGGAUCCGUUGCGGGCUCAGCCAGUGUGCUGCUAUCACCAAUCGAGGAGAGCUCUUUGUCUGGGGGAAAAACACCCGAGGCAUCCUGGGGAUCGGCAGGUUGGAAGACCAGUACUUCCCAUGGCGGGUGACAGUGCCAGGCGAGGUGGUCGACGUGGCUUGCGGGGUAGACCAUAUGGUUACUCUGGCCAAAUCCUUCAUCUAGCAGUACCUGGACACUGCCGUGAAGUACCCAGCCCAUUGGACCUAGUAGGCCAAAACCUGCUGGUGUUCGCUUCUUUCUGGAUUCCCA